Molecule: messenger RNA, 2262 nt
Organism: Rhodamnia argentea
Lineage: Eukaryota; Viridiplantae; Streptophyta; Magnoliopsida; Myrtales; Myrtaceae
Product: DNA (cytosine-5)-methyltransferase CMT3-like
Exons: 19
Coding region: 983-2191 (402 amino acids)
Cellular component (GO): nucleus
Molecular function (GO): methyltransferase activity
Source: RefSeq, a predicted model, not a curated record
AUUACUGAGCUCGAGAUACAGUCAUUAAGCAGUUAUCCUACCUCAUUGAUGAAAAGCGCGUCUUCUUUUCCGAAAUACGCGAUGUGAACCCAUUGGAAUGCCUAGUUAAAAAGUUAAAAAUCGCUCGAGUGCCUCUUGAGCUCAAUUUGGAUGCAAAAAGAGCAGCAAUUCCGCGUUGUGAUUAUUAUUGUGACACUAUGUAUCUAUUGCCGUACUCAACAUUCAAAUGCUUGCCUAAAGAUUAUAAGGUGGAUGGUUGUGAGACAUCAUCCACCAUUUCAAAUGAUGAUGUUGACACGGCUUGUACAACAUGUGAGGUCAAGGGGGUGCUGGCAUUACUAGAUUUGUAUUCUGGUUGUGGUGCUAUGUCUACCGGUAUAUGUCUUGGAGCAAAUCUUUCUGGUUCAAACCUUGUCACGAGGUGGGCUGUUGACAUGAACAAACAUGCAUGCAACAGUUUGAGACUAAACCACCUAGAGACACAGGUGAGGAAUGAGUCUGCAGAAGAUUUCCUCUUGCUGUUGAAGGAGUGGCAUAAACUGUGCAUGCAAUUUCAGCUCAUUGAAAGUGAUGGUCAACAGCUGCCAUAUGCCGAUUUAUUUAGCAUAGAGGAUGGAAUCAGUGAUGUCGAGGAAAACAGUAAAGAUGACAAUGGGAGUAGUGAUGGUGAGGCUUUUGAAGUAGACAAAAUUUUAGCAAUUUGUUAUGGAGAUCCUAAAGAGAAGGGAGAUAUCACAUUGUACUUCAAGGUUUCGUGGAAAGGAUAUGGUCCUGAUGAGGACACAUGGGAGCCAAUUGACGGCUUAAGCAACUGUUUUGAAAGACUAAAGGAAUUCGUAGUUGAAGGUCAUAAAUCCAAGAUUUUGCCUUUGCCAAUGUGAUAUGUGGUGGACCACCCUGUCAAGGAAUAAGCGGUUUCAAUCGCUUUAGAGAUAAGGACAAUCCUUUAGCUGAUGUGAAAAACAAGCAACUUCUUGUGUUUAUGGAAGUUGUGGAGUUUUUGAAACCAAGGUUUGUUUUGAUGGAGAAUGUGGUGGAUCUAGUCAAAUUUUCUAAGGGUUUCUUGGGGAGAUAUGCACUUGGUCGUUUAGUGCAACUGAACUAUCAAACAAGAUUGGGUAUCAUGGCCGCAGGAGCAUAUGGGCUUCCUCAAUUUAGAAUUCGUUGUUUUCUGUGGGGUGCUCGUCCCAAUGAGAAGUUGCCCCAGUACCCAUUGCCAACACACGAUGUUGUGGUCAGAGGUUUCAUUCCUUUAGAAUUUGAGAUGCACACUGUUGCCUAUGAUGAGGGCCACUCGUACGAAUUGCAAAAGAAAUUGCUACUGGAGCAUGCAAUCUCUGAUCUUCCACCUGUUGGAACUUAUGAUGGAAGAGAUGAAAUGCCUUAUGAUAAAGCUCCACAGACAGAUUUUCAACGUUUCAUUAGAUCAAGUGAAAAAGAAAUGCUGGGGAUCAUAGAUGACUCAGUGGAUUCAGAUCGAUUACUCUUUGAUCAUCGACCACUUGAAUUGAAUUCAGAUGACCACGAACGUGUUUGCCAUAUACCAAAGAAAAAGGGCGCGAAUUUUAGGGAUUUGCCUGGUGUUCGUGUGUGUCCGGACAACAAAGUUGAAUGGGACCCUGAUGUUCCCAGGGCUUAUCUGGCCUCGGGGAAACCAUUGGUCCCUGAUUACGCAAUGACAUUUACGAAUGGUUCUUCCUCAAAGCCUUUCGCACGUGUGUGGUGGGAUGAAACUGUGCCUACUGUAGUGACUAGAGCAGAACCGCACAACCAGGCAAUAUUACACCCCGAGCAAGACAGAGUUUUUACAGUUCGUGAAAAUGCAAGACUUCAGGGAUUUCCUGAUUAUUACAAGCUUACUGGCCCCAUUAAGGAGAGGUACAUUCAAGUUGGAAAUGCAGUUGCAGUUCCUGUAGCUAGAGCUUUGGGAUGUGCACUGGCUCAAGCUUUCCAAAAAAGUGCCAAUGAUGAUGAUCCGUUGUUUCGGUUGCCUGAUAUAUUCGUCAGUAGAUCUGAGCAACGAUCUUCAGCGAGAUUAUAUCCCAAUGAUUUGGAGUGGAAGCCUUGCUCUAAGCUGACGAGGUUAUCCCUGAAGGAGGCCGCAAUAACAAACCCACCAAUGACGGGGUCGGCUACUAGCACAAGUCCCUGCAUUCAGUCCCACUUGAUCUUUUACAUAUUUAUGUGUUAAUGACAUCUUAUACUUAAUUACGGCGACACACCAUGCUAUGAUACGAUAUGUCGGAUGUACCAUAGGAGGCU